Molecule: messenger RNA, 2687 nt
Organism: Ostrea edulis (European flat oyster)
Lineage: Eukaryota; Metazoa; Mollusca; Bivalvia; Ostreida; Ostreidae
Product: chorion peroxidase-like
Exons: 11
Coding region: 1-2340 (779 amino acids)
Biological process (GO): response to oxidative stress
Molecular function (GO): heme binding; peroxidase activity
Source: RefSeq, a predicted model, not a curated record
AUGAUACUUCUGGUUUUGGAGGCUGAGGCCAACAAAAGAGCAACACAAGUUGCUGAGUAUAAAUCAGGCAACACACAACCGUCAAUAGAAAAAGAUGGACGAUCUCUAAGUAAUUCACAACAGUAUGGAUCGAAAAGAAAACCUCCACACAGAUCGAUUCAGAGACGACCGCGAAUUCGGAGACCAAUUCCCAAGCCUUCACUGCAAAAAUUAAUCCGUAAAUUUAAAAUCCGAAAACCAUUCAAUAGACGUCGUCAAAUGAAAAAACCAUAUGGAUCAAACAACAGACGAAAACCUCUAUACAAACCAUUCCCGACUCCGCGAAGAAGGCGACCAUCGCGACUACCAAAUCCACGUCAGAAUGAAUUAUUGACCAGGCCGGCCACACAGAACUGUAAAUGUCUUCAAUGUAAACCAAUCUACAGAAAAAUUCAAUACCACCGUCAGCGAUCUGUCGAUGAGUCUUUGGAAAGUAGAGAAUCAAAUAGAAAUAGGACCAUUAGGAGCGCCCACGCGAUGCACAAUAGACCUUUACGUUCUGAACAGGUCAGCAAAGUUUCGUUGGAGAAAGUCCAAAUCAGAGCCGAUUCAAAAGCAGACAAAUGUGAAUUCCAGAAGAAGAUCACUUGUGAUGAGAACAGCAAAUAUAGAACAAUCGAUGGCAGCUGUAACAAUUUGGCUAAUCCGUACUGGGGAAAGGCGGGAACUCCUCUGGUCCGCUUUGUCUGCUCAGCUUACGACGAUGGUGUUGGUGCACCUAGGCAAAGAGGAAUAUAUGGUUCCCUACCGGAACCCAGAAAGGUAAGACUUGCGAUCCAUGAAAGGAGCGACAAGAGCAAUGAAGAGAGAAAGUACACCCAUUUCCUGAUGGGAUAUGGUCAGUUGUUGAGCCACGAUAUUCUGGACAAUGUUGUAUCGAGGAAACCUGACGGAGGCAGAUUUGACUGCUGUGAAGACGAUAAAACAGACAUAAAUUGCAUUAUGCCGCUUAAAAUCAGAACAGACGACCCCUUCUUUGGUCGCUUUGGUCGAACCUGUCUGAACUUUGCUCGAUCGAAGUCUUCACCAGAUUUAGCUUGUAAUGCCAAGAUUCGUCAGACCAUUAACGGGUUCACAACUUACAUCGACGCUUCUACAUUCUAUGGAUCGGACUCUGAAUCUUGCGCUGCCGUCCGAGAGUUUAAAGGCGGACGCCUGAAAACCCAGAAUCAUCCUGAUGGAGAAGGAGAUCUGAUGCCAGCAGGAAGUCGUGGAUGUCGUGUUACUAAUCCAGAAUUGAAAUGCUUCCUGUCAGGUGAUCGGAGAGUGAACCAACAGGCCACACUAAGUGGUCAGCACACUGUGUGGCUCAGGGAACAUAAUAGAAUAGCUAAAAAGCUGGAAGAGUUAUUUGGCAGAACCUGGGACGACGAAAAAAUAUUCCAAGAAGCUAGACGAAUAGUUGUUGCCAUAUUUCAACAUAUAACCUAUAACGAAUAUCUACCAGCAAUCCUAGGCAAGAAAAUUAUGAAACUGUUUGACCUGAAACCUAAAGACAAGGGUGAAUGUUCCGAUGAUUACGACCCAUGUGUCGAUCCCUGCAUGCGCCACGGCUUCAUGGCGGCCGCUUUCAGGUUUGGACACAGCAUGAUCAAUGAUCACGUUGGAUUUAAGUCGACCAGUGGGAAAUACAGCCGUCGUCCAUUUAAGGAACUUUUCUUAAAGUCCGACCCUUUGUACCAAUCAGAAGGAUUAGAACAAGUUAUGCGAGGACUUUAUAUAGAGCAUUCUCAGAGCGUGGAUAGGUUAAAAUCAGAUCAAAUUACCAAUCACCUCUUUGAGAGAGACGCGGGUACCGGGGGGGACCUCAUAGCUACCAACAUCAACCGAGGACGAGACCACGGUUUGCCGAAUUACAUGGAGUUCAGAAAAAUGUGCGGACUUUCAACGACUAGAACAUUUUCUGGACUGAGAGAUCAUAGCCGCAAAACUAGGCGACUUCUCCGUCAAGUCUACGCGAAUGUUUUUGACAUGGAUCUGUUUACUGCCGGGGUGGCGGAGGAACCUCUGGAAGGGGCUGUGGUGGGCCCCACUUUUGCAUGCAUAAUUGGUCUGCAGUUCAAAGCACUGAAGUUUGGAGACAGGUUUUAUUAUGAGAAUGAUGAUAGUAUCACGGGCUUCACCUUAGCACAACUGGAUGAUAUCAAGAAAAAUACCAUGGCUCAGGUUAUUUGCAGAAACACAAACAUUGGAAAGAUCCAGACGGACGUCUUCAGACAUGGUUUACCGGAAGUGGACUGUUCGGACAUUGAAGAAGAAAUGGACUUUUCAUUGUGGAGAGACGUCCUUAGUGACGGUUAACCAGGCAUCGGUGACAAGGCUUAUAAACAAUAACUGAAUUCCAAGAGACACAAUUAGUUUUAACUACUCACUUAGCUUGCUAGGUGUAUUUCGGGUAUUAUCCAUUCUUUCGUCAAAAUCUGGUUUCAUACACAGAGAUAGUAUUAAAGUGAGUCUAAUUAUUAUAGAUAUAUGAUUGCGUCCAUGAUAAAAGGGUGCUUCUGACAAUUUUCACAGAACAGAGAAAUAACGUCAUAAAGUUGUGACGUUCACAUCGCUUGUUUCCACUCUUUCCAUGGGGGUGUUUACAACUAGUUAUUAACACAUGUGAAAUAUUCUUUGAAUAUAAAAUGUAUUUGUAAUAUUGA